AGGAAACAGAACAAACAUCUGCUCUACGUAUUCUCUCAUCAAGGGGGAUAUUUUCCAUCAAUGUCCCACUAUAUAUAUUCGUGUCCUUUGCUGAAAAUUUCGACAACUUCAACACCAUCUCCAUUAGUCAUUUCUCUUGUUUUGUUUUAGUUCUUUUUUAUCAGUGAACUUACAAAAUCUUAGUAAGAAAAAAGAAAGUGACAGACAAAAAGUACUGCAAAGCUAGAUUACUUCAUCGAUCAAUUUGAUCAUUUCAAUAUUAUGGCAGACAAAGAUCAGCGUCCCACUUAUCCAUUGGCGCCAGCCAACGGGUAUCACCGGAGCGAUGCGGAGUACGGCCGUGAGGAGGAUUCCGGUGACCUUCGUCGCAAGAAACGCAUCAGAUAUUUCCUUUACUUCGUUGCGUUUGUUAUAUUCCAGACUGGGGUCAUUGCCAUUUUCACAUUAACCAUCAUGAAGGUCAGAACCCCUAAAUUCCGUAUGGAAUCCGCCACGUUCGACAGCUUCAGCGUGGGAACUUCGACAAAUCCCACGUUUGAUAUCCGCAUGAAUGCCCGAGUGAGUAUCAAGAACGCCAACUUCGGUAAGUACAAGUACGACAACACCACAAUGUACUUCUUUUACCAAGGCAGUCCGGUCGGGCAAGCCGACAUUUACAAGUCCAGUGUGGGUUGGAGAACGAACAAGAAGUUCAACGCCGUCGUCAACCUGAGCUCCGUCAACUUGCCGUCCACGGCGAAGGAUCAGUUGGGAAAUGAUCUGACUAAACGUCUUGUGCCGCUGACUAGCAUGGCUGAUUUAAAGGGCAAAGUUGCGCUGACGUUUAUAUUCAAGAAGAAGAAGGCCAUCCAAAUGAAUUGCACCAUGGAAAUUGUUGUUUCAUCUCAACAGCUCUCCAAUAUCGUUUGCAAAUGAUUAUGGGUUUGAUUAAAUUCCUAUUUUCUCUAGUGAAAUUAAGGGUACGUUCGGCAAGGACUAGGUCCUAAACUGAACGAUCAAGUUUGCUAUUUUCACCAUUUUUUUUU
Oldenlandia corymbosa var. corymbosa is the source of this 1025-nucleotide messenger RNA. NCBI's taxonomy places the organism in Eukaryota, Viridiplantae, Streptophyta, Magnoliopsida, Gentianales, Rubiaceae. The record is from the annotation of a GenBank genome assembly.